AUGGAGACAAAAUUUGGAGUUAAGAAUGCCCUCGAAGUUUUGGAUUUCCUUGAUAUUGACAAUGAUUGUAGUGAAUAUGAUUCCUCGUCUGAUCAUUUUGAAUCUGUAGAACCAGCCAUUAACAUACCCCUUUCUUACCAAAAUAAUAAUAUCAAUGAAAUCUUACCAGCAGCUCAAAAUAUAUCUAAUGAUGAAUCUUUUGAAAUAACUUUGGACGAAAUAUACGUAAUUCCCGACACUGAACUCAGUACAGCAAAUGUUAUAAUAGAUCACGAAAGUAAUAUCACAACCAUAAUAGAUAAUGAUAAAAAUGCUAAAAUUCACGAAAGUAAUAUCUCAACCAUAAUAGAUAGUGAUAAAAAUGCUAAAAUUCCCGAAACAGCAAAUGCUGAAUCUAGACCUUCUCGAAAACGGAAGAAAAACCAAGCAGAAUGGGCAAAAAAUGUACGAAAAAGGAGACGACAAUCAGGAAAAGAAUAUACGGACUCAAACGGAAACCUACAGCGAAAAAGAUCACUGAAAUAUGACACAAAUCAUACAUAUGGUUGUCUACAAAUCUACACGGAGUUUUGGACUCUUAACGACUCCCAGAAAAAGAUUUUCUAUAACCAAACUACAAGUAAAGAACGUAAGGCAAGAACUAGAUUGCCUAAUACUGAAUUUACUAGUAGAAAGCAGUUUACAUAUAAAUAUCAUUUGAAAAAAAGUGAUGAAAAUAUACGUGUGUGCAAACAGUUUUACUUAGAUACUCUGGAUAUAAGCCAGACACGAAUCCAAACUUUUCAUGAAAAAGAUGAAAGAGGAAAUAUCAGAUACAGUGAUAAGCGUGGUGCACAUAGUUGUAAAAAUAUUAUCAAUACUGAACCCCAAAAGGAAAUAAUUCGUAACCAUAUUAAAUCAUUUCCUACUAUUCCCUCACAUUAUUGUAGGGCAAAUUCCAAGAGACAGUAUUUAGAGCCCGGGCUCACUGUACAAAAAAUGUACAAUCUAUAUGUUGAUAACUGCAAUAGAAAUGAAAUAAAACCCUUAAAAUUAUAUGUUUAUCGAGAUAUUUUUAAUUUGGAAUUUAACAUUGGAUUCCAUGUCCCGAAAAAAGACAAGUGUGACACGUGUGAAAAAUACAUAAUAUUAACCUCCCAACCAAACGUUAAUGAAAUUAAUGCUCAAACAUUACGUGAUCAUUUGAACUUAAAGCAAGAAACAAAAAUAGAAAGGGACACGGAUAGAAACAGAAAAGAUAAUUCUGUAGUUGUGCGCUUUGAUAUGCAAAAUGUCAUGACGUGUCCGCGAGCUUCAGUUUCAAAUUUCUUUUAUAAAAGAAAGCUUUCGGUUUUUAAUUUAACAGCACAUUGUUCUUAUAACAAAGUGGCUUAUAAUGCAAUAUGGACAGAUAAUAUGAUGGGUAGGGGGGCUAAUGAAAUUGCAAGUGCUUUGUGUGUUAUAUUACAAAAAGUGUGCGAAGAUAUUCCAAAUAUUAAUCAUCUGAUUUUGUGGUCUGACGCGUGUGUUCCUCAAAACAAAAAUUCCAUAAUGGUAACAGCACUGACAAAAUUUGUCGAGAGACAUUCAGGUCUCAUCAUUGAACAUAAAUUUGGAACACCUGGACAUUCUUCUAUACAAGAAGUAGACAAUGUUCACAGUCACAUUGAAAAAGCACUAGGAGUAGCCGAAAUUUAUAGCCCAAUAUCCCUUGUCAGAGUCUUACUUAAAGUUCGACCAAAACACAUGAAAGUUAUACAAAUGAAAAAAUCUCAAUUCUUUGAUUUCCAAAAGGUUUCACAACGAUUUAAAUUUAAUAUUCCAUUUUGUAAACUAAAUUAUUUGAGAAUUGAUUCUUCCCGACAUAUGCAGUGUGAUUACAAAUUUUGUUUUUCUGAAGAAUUGAAAACCCAUACUAUUUCUAGAAAAAAACCAUUCCGAAUCCCUCGGUAUUGGAAAAAAACAUGA
This is a messenger RNA of Lottia gigantea (owl limpet), 1947 nucleotides long. RefSeq lists its product as hypothetical. The transcript is spliced from 2 exons. The coding region runs from base 1 to 1947 and encodes 648 amino acids. The record is from RefSeq and is a predicted model, not a curated record. NCBI's taxonomy places the organism in Eukaryota, Metazoa, Mollusca, Gastropoda, Lottiidae.